AGCGUUCUGCUGUCUCACAGUAGAUCAACAACAUGGCCGCAGUCAAUUUGGAGGAUGAAGAUUCAUUAAUACCAGCAGAAAUAAAACUUCCAAGCCAAGUUUUUGAUGUUGCAUUUCAUCCACAAAGGGAUGUCAUUGCCGUAGGAGAGAUAGAAGGAACUGUAACAAUACAUUCCUACUCAACAUCGGAGCAGAAUAAAAAGUUGAUGGAGCUGAAUCAUCAUAAGAAGGCUUGUAGAGCUGUUGCCUUUUCUUCUGAUGGCACCUAUCUAUUCACAGCUUCAAAGGAUAAGUCUUUACAGGCUGUUGAUUUGAACACAGGAGCUGUUGCCCACACAAGACGGAAGGCACAUGACUCACCAAUCAAUUGUUUAAAACUGAUAACAGAUCAGCUGAUAGCUACUGGAGAUGAUGAUGGGUGUGUAAAGUUAUGGGACAGGCGGACAGCUCAGUGUAGCAUGGAAAUAAAAGAAAACGAGGAUUUUAUUUCGGAUAUGGAAUGUGAUAGUGAAAGGAAAAUUCUCUUGGCUACUAGUGGUGAUGGAUCUCUGUCAGUUUUUAAUGUGCGACGGCAGAAGCUUGAAAACAAAUCUGACAAUGUUGAAACAGAACUUUUAUCUGUUGCCAUUGUGAAGGGUGGGCGUAAAGUGGUGUGUGGAACAGGUGAAGGAGCUUUGAAUAUUUUUAGCUGGGGAGAAUGGGGAGACUUCAGCGAUCGAUUCCCAGGACAUCCACAAUCAGUAGAUGCAUGUGUUGCCAUUAGUGACAAUGUCGUGGUUACAGGAUCCAUAGAUGGAAUCAUAAGAGCUGUUCAUAUUUUACCUAAUCGCCUUCUUGGCCCAGUGGGGGAACAUGCCGAUUUUCCUAUUGAGAGAAUAAGGUUAUCCCGUGACGGGAAUCUUAUCGCUAGCUGUUCACAUGACCAAUCAGUCAAAUUCUGGAACAUAGAGCAUCUUAAAACCACUUCUCUAGCUCCUGGUUCUAAGAAAAAGGAAGCAGAAAACGUUUGUGGAGCUACUAGUGAUAACUUCUUUGCAGAUUUGUAAAUCUUGUACAUAAAAACAAAUAGAAUUCUAUCUUCUUCAAAUAUAAACUUUUCUUGUGA
Molecule: messenger RNA, 1105 nt
Organism: Actinia tenebrosa (Australian red waratah sea anemone)
Lineage: Eukaryota; Metazoa; Cnidaria; Anthozoa; Actiniaria; Actiniidae
Product: WD repeat-containing protein 55
Molecular function (GO): protein binding
Source: RefSeq, a predicted model, not a curated record